GGCGGGUGAACAGGCGGCUGCCGUUGCUCGCCAUCCAAUCCCCCUCUUGCUCCUUUCACCUCCCCCUCGCUUCUCGCCCCUCCCUCUCCAAAUCGGACCUGCACGCGUGCCUGCACCUGCACACGCGCUCGCGCUGCCCCUGCUUCUCACGAGUUCCCUGCGCUUGUCUUUUGUUCGGCCCAAGUUUGUCGCGCGCCUACAAUAUGUCUGCCCCUGCCGCUCGUCCAUCCACCACCCCCUCCUACCUGACUAUGUUGCUCGAGGAGGCGGCUGCCCAGCAUUCGGUCGGUAACCUCCUGGAUGCGGUGCGCUUGUACUCCGAGGUGAUUGCCAUCGAUGCAAACCAUGCCGAGGCGUACCUCCUCCGGGCCAAGGCCGCCACCGAGCUGGCCGCCCUCGAUCGGUCGAAGCAUGAGCUGCUGGUCAAGGAGGCAGAGGAGGCUGCUGCCGCCGCCGCCGCCGCCGCCGCCGCCGCCGCCACCGCCGCCGCCGCCACCGCCACUGCUGCUGCGCCGGCUGCCGCCACUGCUGCUGCGCCGGCUGCUGCUCCGGCCUCUGUGGAGGUGUCCGCCCCGGCCGCCUCUGCAUCUGCCAACAAGCCUCGCUUCGACUGGUAUCAGAACGACACGACUGUCUUCCUCUCGCUCUUCGUCAAGGGUGCCUCGGCGGCCAAGACGACCGUGGACUUUGGGAACCGCUCGUAA
This is a messenger RNA of Fonticula alba, 704 nucleotides long. RefSeq lists its product as hypothetical. The record is from RefSeq and is a predicted model, not a curated record. NCBI's taxonomy places the organism in Eukaryota, Rotosphaerida, Fonticulaceae. The coding region runs from base 204 to 704 and encodes 166 amino acids. The transcript is spliced from 3 exons. Gene Ontology annotation, molecular function: protein binding.